AUGGGGAAACACAACAGCAAGCUGGCCCCGGAGGUCCUGGACGACCUGACCAAGAACACGGAAUUCAACGAGGCCGAGCUCAAGCAGUGGUACAAAGGCUUCCUCAAGGACUGUCCCUCCGGCAUCCUCAACUUGGAGGAGUUUCAGCAGCUCUACGUCAAGUUUUUUCCAUAUGGCGAUGCGUCCAAGUUCGCCCAGCACGCUUUCAGGACCUUCGACAAAAAUGGCGACGGGACCAUCGACUUCAGGGAGUUCAUCUGCGCGCUGUCCAUCACGUCCAGGGGCAGCUUUGAGCAGAAGCUCAAUUGGGCCUUCAACAUGUACGACCUGGAUGGCGAUGGCAAGAUCACCCGCGUGGAGAUGCUGGAGAUCAUCGAGGCCAUUUACAAGAUGGUGGGCACAGUGAUCAUGAUGCGCAUGAACGAGGACGGCCUGACCCCGCAGCAACGCGUCGACAAGAUCUUCUCCAAGAUGGACAAAGACCACAAUGACGAGAUCUCGCUGGAGGAGUUCAAGGAGGCCGCCAAAUCAGACCCCUCCAUUGUCCUACUGUUGCAGUGCGACAUGCAGAAGUAG
Messenger RNA from Syngnathoides biaculeatus (alligator pipefish), 576 nucleotides. Its product is annotated as hippocalcin-like protein 4. Bases 1 to 576 code for a protein of 191 amino acids. Gene Ontology annotation, molecular function: calcium ion binding. The transcript is spliced from 3 exons. The record is from RefSeq and is a predicted model, not a curated record. Lineage: Eukaryota; Metazoa; Chordata; Actinopteri; Syngnathiformes; Syngnathidae.